UGCAUAUCUGCUUGGCAGCUGCAAUUAACCAUUAUCUCAGGCUGACGCGAAAUCGUUUGCCCUUUCCUCUGCACUUGUUGCGUCUGAUAUAAAAGGCGCUCGAUCGUCAAUGCGAUCGGUUUAAAUCAGCAGCAUCACUACAGGCUGUUGAAAAAGGCCAGAAGAAUGACUCCGUUCUUCGCCGGCAUUUUCCUGCUCGGCCUUUCGUCCCUGGUCUCCGCCGCAAAUUUCACUCAGGUCUUCGAGUGGCCAGAUAAAUUGGACUUGGAGUGGCCGCUGAACAUGCAAGAUGGGGCUUUCAAAGCAGAGAACAUUUCUCCUCGUUACAUGGCCGUCUACGGAGAAAGGAUCUUCCUCAGCCUCUAUAAAUCUGAAGCCAUUGCGGCGACUCUGGUUUCAUUAGCGAAGAGCAGCGCGUCCUCUGAGCCUCCGCAGCUCACUCCAUUCCCUUCGUGGGAAACGCAUCUCGAUGGAAGUUUCAAAAUGGGAAAUUCCAUCAAAUCGAGGAAUAAAUGCGACAAGAUGGACAUGGCAAAUGGACUGCAAGUGGACUCUGUUGGAAGGCUGUGGGUUCUGGACAGUGGCAGCACUUGCAACAAAUGCAAUGCCAAACUCUGGAUUUUCAACUUGAACAACAACAAAGCCGAACUGAUUCAUCAAUUUUCCUUCCACGGCUGGAUGCACGACUUGGUUAUUGACGAAACUGCCGACGGAACCUUCGCCUACAUCUCGCGCUGGGCAAAAGAACACAUUGUCGUGUUUUGUUUGGAAAGUAACACAUCUUGGAUGGUGGACACGCCAGGAAUCAAGGUUAUUUCCGUUGCCCUGUCCUCUGAACAGCUCUACCUUGGCAACUACCUCUCCUUUGAUAUGCAUUUCAUUUCCGUUUCCGCUCUCCGCAACGGAACCGGAAAAGCAAAUCUCAUCGGACACUGGAAUACGUUUACUCCGUAUAGAAUGCUGGUGGACAACCGCGGGACCUUGUAUGCCGCCUUUUUCUGGGAAAACUACCUCCAAUCUUGGAGCACUGCCCAGCCAUUCAAAAAGCAGCGUGUUUAUCAUCAAGUCGCUGGAGUGCAAUCUUUUUGGCCAUUUUCUCUUGCCAUGGACCAAAAUGACACUCCUUGGGUGAUGGCGUACAACGAGGAAAGAGAGCCAAGAUACAGACUUUUCAAGGCUGCUCUCGGGGCAAAAUCAUUCAAGAACUCGCCAGAAUGCUCUGGAACUUUGUGUCACGAGAUUGAUACUGCCUACUAAGGUCACCAGCAGAGUUCCUUUGCAAGGUAGGAUGGAAGGGCGAAAACUGCGUCCACGCAACCUGCAGCCAACCCUGGGAGUGCGCACCUGCCUGCCCUGAUUCCAAGCAAAGCUCUGCGACCUCAAAAACGAUUGUAGACUCGAGUAGAGAUUUUAGUUUUGGUUAUUAAAUGUUUUGAAGGGUU
Molecule: messenger RNA, 1442 nt
Organism: Cloeon dipterum
Lineage: Eukaryota; Metazoa; Arthropoda; Insecta; Ephemeroptera; Baetidae
Exons: 4
Coding region: 166-1257 (363 amino acids)
Source: RefSeq, a predicted model, not a curated record